AUGGAUAGUGGAGGAAUUAUUCAUUCAGGUGCAGAAGCGGGAGCUGUUAGCAACCAAGAACAACCCCCUGCUUGGCUACAGACUUUACUGGAGCACCAGACCAAGCAGUUGCAGCAAAUUUUGUCACCUGUACUGACUCAGACAGCUGGUAAAGAUAUCCAGACAUCUUGGCUGAAGCAGCCUGAUGGAAAUGAUCAGUCAUACCUUGUGUCAAGUUCAUCACCCAUCCUCAUCGAGGGUGACAAGGAGGUGCUCCCCCCCAUUUCGUCCGGGCUUCCUGACUUUUCUCCAGAGCUAGAGGUGAUCCGGCAGCGCUCUCGUACAUCAGCCCCUGUUAGACAAUGGAAUGUGGACGAGUCUGUAGAGCCAGUAGUGCGUAGACGCUGUACUAGCAGGAGAGGUGGGGGACCCUCAUCUAUUGCAGCAACACUUCAGAACAGUGUCAACCCUCAGUUCCCCAGUCCCGACAGAGGUAUGGGCAUGCACAACAAUAAUAGCCACCACAGCGACCAUGCAGCGCCACGUUACUCCACGUGUUGUUCCAGUUCGAGGGCCCUUGCAUCAUUUGAAGGAAAAGAUGACUGGGCCUCCUUCUUUAUCCCUUUUGAAAGAAUGGCUCAAAGACAAAAUUGGACAAGCACAGAAAGAGUGGAUAGACUACAUGAAAGGCUGAGAGGAGCGGCUAUUCGAUUUGUAUGCUCGCUGCCUGAACAUGUCAGAGAAGAUUAUGCUCUCCUAACGGAGCAGCUGGCGCAAAGGUAUGGUCACACAGACCCACCAAACACAGCACGCCGCCGCUUAAAUGAGCUACGGCAACAGAAGGAAGCUACAGCUGAGUUUGCAGAGGAGAUUCGUCGUUUGGUCACCUUAGCGUACCCAGGUGUGGACCUCCAACUGCAGGACCAACUGGCAGCCGACGCAUUCCUUCGUGGCCUUUGCAACCAGCGAAUUGCAUAUGAGGUUAUGAACAAGGAUCCACCCACACUCACUGAGGCCCAAAAACUGGUGGAAGCACAUGAACACAAUUUUAAAGCAACAAUAGGCCGAGAUGGAGAAUUAAGGGGAAAAGUCAGGCGUAUUUCCUGGGCAGAUGAACAUGCUGAAGCUGACAUGUCUACUUCACUCAAUGUACAAGUACCACAGCGGACUGCAUAUGCUACAGUAGACCAACUGAAGCUGCUGGUGGAAAAGUUGGAGAAACUCCAAGCCACUGUGGACGCAUUAGCCCAUAAAGUGUCAUCUGGAGAGGAAGCACUCCCACGCUCUGAGACAAGGAUGGAACAACAGCGUGGAAGAACUUUUCCCCAAGCGUCAGGGAAACUAGAAUCAGCCAGGUCCGGAGGCCAGGGCCUGGCUGAUAUUCAGAGCGGCCAUAAUGUCAGCAUUAUCCAGAACAAAAACAGACCCCUUAUCCCACCUGUAGUCACAGUUGGUCGAGCAUCAAGUGAAGGGCCCAGCCUACAAAUUCCUAUCCAGGUGAAUCACUUGUCCAUCAUGUGCAUUGUUGACACAGGCGCUGAAGCAACUGUGAUGUCCAGUGAGGUGUACAAGCAGCUUGACCUAAGAAACCAGCCUGAGAGUAAGAGAGCCUGUCUGCGCAAUGCAGAAUCUGGAAAGACAAUGGGGGUGUUUGAGGGCUAUAAAGUGACACUGAAGAUUGGCAAUAAAGAGUGGGACUGGAUUGUAUACGUAGCCCCAAUUCAGGAUCCCCUCCUCCUAGGAUUGGACUUUAUGAUAAAGGCCAAUUUGACUAUCCAGAGAGGGCCCAAAGUGUUCAUUGAGGGUGACCUUGUGCCCAGCUAUGUCAGAGGUGGACCUGAAGGAGGUUAUGCAGUAUCCCGGGUGUUAUUAACAAGACCACUGACCAUUCCCCCGCAAAGUGAGUGCGAUACCUGGGGCUUUGUUGAACAUCCACACCCUGAAAUAACAGCCGUCCUGGAGCCAGUUGGCCUUGCCGAUGGCGUUUCCUCAGGAAGUGUCCUCAUAAACAUGGAGCCGAAAGUUCCUGUUAGAUUAUGCAAUAUAUCUGCUGUUAGCACACACCUCAACAAAGGCAUCUGUCUGGGAAUUCUCAUCGAAACACUUCCCUUACAAGAGGAGUGCUCUAAAGACAAAUGCAAGCUUCAUAGCCAAGAUCAAGACAACCCAGAGACGACAAAGAGUCCUGGCCAAAGCGAUUGUCCUGGUGAAGAAAAACUGUUACGGCAGGUACGCCAGUGCUGCGAACAUAACGACGUUCUAGAGUUACCAGCCCACCUUCAAGAACUAUUUACAGCAGCUGGUAGUUGUCUUAGUGAAGAGCAAGACAGUAAGCUUCUUCUACUUCUCUUAAAGUACCAGUCUGUAUUUGCCACCAGUGACAGAGAUCUAGGUCACUUCAAUACAGUGACCCAUCAUAUCGACACUGGCAACGCCAAGCCCAUCAGGCAAGCAACCCGUCGCACACCACUUGGAUUUCAGGAAGAGGAAGAAGAGCACCUCAAGCAAAUGUUGAGCUCAGGUGUCGUUGUGCCUUCCACCUCAGAGUGGGCAUCACCUGUUGUCCUUGUAAGAAAAAAAGAUGGUGGAGUUAGAUGGUGUAUUGACUUUCGGAAGCUCAACGAACUCACUCUGAAGGAUGCUUACCCACUGCCCAACAUUGAAGAAUGCCUUGACACCUUGGAAGGUGCUACUGUGUUUUCCACCCUGGACCUUCAAAGUGGAUAUUGGCAGAUUGAAGUACACAAGCGGGACCGUUGCAAGACUGCCUUUGUCACCAAGUAUGGCCUUUAUGAGUAUACACGGAUGCCGUUUGGAUUGUGCAAUGCACCAAGCACAUUCCAGAGGGCCAUGGAGGUGGUGCUACGGGGGCUGCAGUGGCGAAACCUACUUAUUUACCUUGAUGAUGUAAUUGUACUUGGAACAGACAUUGACGACAGCCUAAGAAACCUAGAGGUGGUUUUCGAACGGAUGAAGCAAUACGGACUGAAGCUGAAGCCAUCUAAAUGCCACCUGCUAAAGGAGGAGGUUCUGUUCCUAGGCCAUGUCAUCAGUGGCGCUGGAAUCCGACCAAAUCCUAAACUGGUCCAGGAAAUCACCGACUGGGAUUGCCCCAAAAGCCCUUCAGAGCUCCAAACAUUUCUGGGAUUAUGUAACUAUUACCGCCGCUUCGUGAAGUCAUUCUCCCAAAUUUGUAGCCCACUUCAUGAGCUUCUGAAUAAAGGCACUGAGUUUCACUGGGGGGAGGCCCAAGAAGCCGCUUUCAUGGAGCUGAAAAAGCAUCUGACAACAGCCCCCAUACUAACCUACCCCACCUCUCAAGGUACCUUCAUCCUGGACACAGACGCAUCAAAUUGCAGCAUUGGGGCAGUGCUCUCGCAGUUUCAGCAUGGGGAAGAAAAAGUUAUAGCGUAUGCCAGCUCUCACUUGCAGAAAACCCAAAGACGCUACUGUGUAACAAGACGUGAAUUGCUUGCAGUGGUGAAAUUUACGAGACAGUUCAGACACUAUUUACUGGGCCGAAGGUUUCUUAUUCGAACCGACCAUAACAGCUUGUCUUGGCUGUUCCGUUUCAAAAAUCCAGAAGGGCAGUUGGCAAGGUGGCUGGAAGAGUUAGGCCAGUACGACUUCCAGAUUGAGCAUCGGCCUGGGGCGCGACACGGUAAUGCGGAUGCAUUGUCCAGAAAGGUGGUUCAAUCACAGUGUGACUGCUAUCAAGCAGGAAAGGACCUAUCUGCACUGCCCUGUGGUGGAUGUACGCACUGCCGGAGGCAACAAGGUCAGUGGGCCAGAUUUGAAGCUGAUGUGGAUGAUGUGGUACCACUUGCCAUCAGACAUGUAACAAAAUGCCAAGAAAUCAGGACAGUUGGCAUCUCACCCUCACCAAAAAAUGCCCUAUGCUCACUGUCAUGCACUCAGAACCCAGAUGAGGAACUCCCAGAAGCUAACUGGAUGUCUCAAUACAGUAUGCAAGAGUUGGAGGAUAAACAGAGGCAGGACCCAUGCUUGGGUGUCCUCCACCAGUGGAUGGAAAUGGGAGAGGUUCCCAGACGAGAGCAAGUUGCCCUUAAGAGCCCAGCCAUUAGGAAGUACUGGCUGUGUUGGCCUCAAGUGGAGCGGCACAGAGGAGUUCUCUAUUACAGAUGGGAGAGUGACACUGGGGCCCCUCCCCAACUUCGAUUGCUGGUGCCCAAGUCCCUCAUAAAAGAGUUGAUGGAACUUUGCCACAACUCACCUCUAUCCGGUCACCUGGGUGUUGGUAAAACUCUACACAGAGCACGACAACACUUCCUCUGGCAUGGGAUGGGGGAAGAUGUUAGGCUUUUCAUCCAAAAAUGCCCUCAGUGUCAAGCAAGCAAGGCUGUUGGCCCAACAGGAAGAGCUCCGUUGCAGGUGUACCAGGCGGGUGCACCCAUGGACAGGCUGCAUCUGGACAUUGUGGGCCCCUUUCCCAUCUCCACUUUGGGUAACAAGUACAUACUGGUCAUAAUAGACCAGUUUACACGUUGGGUGGAGGCAUAUGCCAUACCGGAUCAGACUGCAGAGACUACUGUUCAGAAGCUCGUAUUUGAGUUCGUUGCUCGAUUCGGCUCGCCCUUGGAAAUUCACACAGAUCAAGGCAGAAACUUUGAGAGUGAUCUUUUUGCUCAAGUGUGCCAUCUGCUUAGAGUGACAAAGACCCGAACUACACCUUACCACCCAUCCUCAAAUGGCCAGGUAGAGAGGUUCAAUAGGACCUUGCUCCAAAUGAUAAGGUGUUUUGUGGACAAAAACCAACGAGACUGGGACAAGUACCUUCCAUUAUUAACAGCAGCCUAUCGAAGUUCACCACAUGCUUGCACAGGGUUCACCCCGAACCGAAUGAUGCUGGGCAGAGAAGUACAUCAGCCACAAGACCUCCUGUUGCAGGUUAUUCACCUUGACAGUAAUAGAGCCCCACCCCCUGAGUUUGUGGGAAACCUGGAAGAAAAGAUGGAACAAGCACAUGAGCUGGCGAGGGAACACCUACGAGCUGCCCAGAUCAGGCAGAAGAGGCAACAUGACCUCCGUGCAAAAGAGCAGACCUAUGAGGUGGGAGAUCUGGUAUACAUAAAGGAUAGCACGAAGAAGAAGGGCUUGAGUCCGAAACUUCAACCCCCUUGGAAAGGUCCCCUACUCAUCAGCAAAUGCCUGGGCCCUGUGCUCUUUGAAGUUCGCGAUCAACGGAGUGCCAAAGUCCUCCAUCACGAUCGGCUACAGCCCUAUAAAUCUGACAGGGUGCCAGGAUGGAUCAAGCGACUCAGACACUCGUUGCAAGGGGAGAGUAGCAGAGGCGCUGAAUGCCAAAGAGACUCUUCUACGUCACCUGAAAAGGCAAAUCAGAUCUUUGGCCCAAAUAUGUCCCCUUGCCAUGAAUCCAGCGAUGACAAUGAAGUAGGCGUGUUGCCUGUAGAGGUUCAACAAGCCAAGAAACCUCAGUGGCUGAUGGCUGAUCCUGAAUCUCCACCAAAGUGUCCAUCAGACAUAAAAGAGAAUACAGCGAACAUGCAAAUGACACGCAGAGGUCGUGUUGUGCGCCUACCCCAGCGCUACAAGGACACUUCAGACUAA
This is a messenger RNA of Astyanax mexicanus (Mexican tetra), 5568 nucleotides long. RefSeq lists its product as uncharacterized. Gene Ontology annotation, molecular function: aspartic-type endopeptidase activity; nucleic acid binding. The coding region runs from base 1 to 5568 and encodes 1855 amino acids. NCBI's taxonomy places the organism in Eukaryota, Metazoa, Chordata, Actinopteri, Characiformes, Acestrorhamphidae. The transcript is spliced from 2 exons. Gene Ontology annotation, biological process: proteolysis; DNA integration. The record is from RefSeq and is a predicted model, not a curated record.